Rana temporaria (common frog) is the source of this 1625-nucleotide messenger RNA. RefSeq names its product MOB kinase activator 2 (gene MOB2). Bases 181 to 891 code for a protein of 236 amino acids. The record is from RefSeq and is a predicted model, not a curated record. NCBI's taxonomy places the organism in Eukaryota, Metazoa, Chordata, Amphibia, Anura, Ranidae. The transcript has 5 exons. Gene Ontology annotation, molecular function: protein kinase activator activity. Gene Ontology annotation, biological process: signal transduction; positive regulation of protein phosphorylation. Gene Ontology annotation, cellular component: cytoplasm; nucleus.
GAGCCUUUCAUCAGGAGUCCUUGUAUAGUACAGCAGAUCCAACUCUCAAUGCUCCCACCCAGGAACAAGUGAUGUAAUUAAGUAUAAUUGACCCUGAAAUGAAGAUCUGAUGGUGUCUGGGGAGUAGAGAGAGGGAGAGCUUUCAAUCUGGAGCGGUUUGUGAAGCUGCUUAGAUUGAGCAUGAGCAUCAGGCGCACUGGCUCUUAUAAAGUCAACAAAAAAUCAAAGGCGAAGCCCAAUGGUAAGAAACCAGCCUCCGAAGAGAAGAAGCUGUACCUGGAGCCCGAAUACACUCGUGUCCGAGUCACAGACUUUGAAUUUAAGCAACUAGUCUCAUUACCGCAAGAGAUUGACCUCAACGAGUGGAUGGCCAGCAACAUUACCACUUUCUUUAACCACAUCAACCUUCAGUACAGCACCAUCUCAGAGUUCUGCACAGGGGAGACUUGCCAGACUAUGGCUGCCUGCAACACACAGUACUACUGGUAUGACGAGCGGGGGAAGAAGAUAAAAUGUACAGCUCCUCAGUACAUUGACUUUGUUAUGAGUUCUGUACAGAAAUUGGUGACGGACGAGGAUAUCUUCCCCACCAAAUACGGCAGGGAUUUUCCAAGCUCUUUUGACUCAUUGGUGAAAAAGAUCUGCAGAUACCUAUUCCAUGUUGUUGCUCACAUUUAUUCAGCUCAUUUCAAAGAGAUCGUCGCCAUGGAGCUACACGGACAUUUAAACUCUCUGUUUAUUCAUUUCCUCCUGUUUGUGAGGGAGUUUAAUCUACUGGACACCAAGGAGACCGCCAUCCUGGACGACCUGUCUGAAAUGCUCUUCUCGGAGGACAGCAGGGAGGCAGCAGGGGCCACAGGAGGGGAACAGAACCAUGUGAAGGAGAGAUGAGUUCUCCACCACAAUGUCCCGCUUCCUUUCCUUCCACUGCCCCCUCCCAGCGUGCCCUAACCCCUAUAAAGCGCUGGCUAAGCUCCCAGCUCAAAGCACAGGGGAAACGGGGUUAUAGGAACUGCGCUGCCAGUUUUGGAGGUGGGGGAGGGCCCUGCCUGCAUUACCCCAGCCUGAAGGGGAGCAGACCUCGCUCUUAUCUUUAGCAGGACGUUGCACCGAGUAUCACCUUAUUUUUAUUUGUGUCUUGAGUUUUUUUUUUUCCUUCCUUGUUUCUUUUAUGACCCCUCCCCCCUCCCAUUCUUUUCUUUUCCUCUCCUUUUUAUUUUCCUUCUUUUCUGACUCCUCCCUUCCUUUUUCUUUUUAUGGGUGGCACUGCCGUUACUGGCUUAAUUCUAUUAUCCUAAUGAGAGAAAAUAUUUGCGUUUUUAUUUUAUUUUGCCGUGGCUUUGGAGGAAUGUUUGAAGCACCUCAGUGGGCGGGGGGUGAGACGACAAGGGUAGGAUGGACUGUAAGAGUGGAGAAGCGGUCACGUGUCGUCCCUUGCUCUGGAAUGAAUUGAGACUCCUGUGUCACCAUCCAAUAUGGUUAUCGGCUCUCCCCCUCCCUCGCUCUUUUGGAGGAAUGCUGGGUGCUCACCCCUCGGUGGGGUGGAAUAAUAAUGUCGGCUUCUUUUAGUUUAUCUGUUAAAUAAUGAUGAUAAUAAUAUUAAUAAUAAAACAGAUUCUAUCAGA